AUGCAGAAGUCAGUCGUCUACUUCAGCAAAGGUGUCGAAAGAUACAAAAAAUUAGAAGUAGCAGGUAUUCUUGGGGUGAAGCAGAUGGAGAGUACCUACAAAUACCUGGGACAUCAGCUUCUUAAAUCAUCCCAUCUCAUAGCUUCGCAUAAAUUCCUCGAAGAUAAAUUUUCCUCAAAAACUGCUGGGUGGAAGAGGAUUUUUUUAACACAUGCUGGCAGGACAAUGCUCAUCAAGACUGAAUCAGGACCGAUCCCACCUUUUUAUAUGGCUACUUAUCUUCUACCUAUGAAGACGUUAAAUCAACUAACUAGAAUUAUUCAGAAUUUCUGGUGGGGCCACGACAAGGAGGUCAAGAAGAUGUAUUUUAUUAAUUGGGACCAGUUUGAACUUGAAAAGGAGAAGGGUGAUUUGGGAAUAAGGUCGCUGCAGGAAUUGAAUAAGGCCACGAUAGCUAAGUUUGUGUGGAAGUUUUUGGAGGAUGAAGACUGCCUAAGGGGCAAAAAAAUGAAGGCUAAGUAUGUUAAAGGAGGAAACUUUUGGGAGGGAACAUUGAUAUAUGGGAUGACCCUUGGAUACCAUGAAUCCCAAACAACAAAACCUGACAGAAGAGCAGCAGGAGAUCACAGAAUCACUAAAGUGGAGGACCUUAUUAUUCAAGAAGAACACAGAUGGGAUGAAAAUAAGUUGCAGCAGCUGUUCAACCCUUCUGAAGCGGCGAAGAUAAUAUUAUGCGACAUGGAUAUUGAAAUAAAUGAACAUUUAUUUAUUUACUGCCAAGCUACCCAAGCAAUUAUAUUUGCUUCUCUACUUGGUCUAAGAACUGGUGAACAACCUGAUUUGUUUAUUCAAUAUUGUGUAAUGCAAUGGCUUGCUGAAGGUGGAGACUAUGCGAGACUGAGAAUGGGAGCUUGUAUGUGGCGGGCCAUUUGGAAAGCUAGAAAUGAUGUGGUAUUCAACAGAGAUAAACUGAAGAUAAAAUUAGUCCUUAAAGAAGCCAUGUACUUGUAUAAUAUGGAGAGUUGUGCUGGAGAUUUGGAGACUAUGCCUGAUGAGACUGAUGUUGGAGGGUCAAAAUGA
Molecule: messenger RNA, 1080 nt
Organism: Papaver somniferum (opium poppy)
Lineage: Eukaryota; Viridiplantae; Streptophyta; Magnoliopsida; Ranunculales; Papaveraceae
Exons: 3
Coding region: 1-1080 (359 amino acids)
Source: RefSeq, a predicted model, not a curated record